This is a messenger RNA of Clarias gariepinus (North African catfish), 1316 nucleotides long. Its product is annotated as CMRF35-like molecule 1. Lineage: Eukaryota; Metazoa; Chordata; Actinopteri; Siluriformes; Clariidae. The transcript has 8 exons. Bases 1 to 1002 code for a protein of 333 amino acids. The record is from RefSeq and is a predicted model, not a curated record.
AUGGAGAUGGUCCUCAUCUUCACCUUCUGCCUGAUUCUAGCUGGUACUGAUGCUGUACCUACAGUAACUGGAUACAGAGGACGAUCAGUUCAGAUUAAAUGCUCCUACACAUCUGGAUAUGAAAAGAACAACAAGUAUCUCUGCAGAGCCAAAGUCUUCACCGUCACCAUCACUGAUCUGAGACCAGAGGAAGGAGGAACUUACUGGUGUGGGGUAGAUGCAUGGCAUGAUAAAUACACAGAGAUUCUACUGCUUGUUAAAACAGAUAAUCUCACCAGUACUGUCUCACACACCACACACACCACACACACCACAUUCACUACAAACAUCACGCACACCAAUUCAACACACUCCAUGAGUCUAUCAGUACAUGCUGAGAACACACACUCAACAACAGCUAAUCCACUAAAUGAUUCUAACCACCCAAACUCCACCCCCUCAUCUCAGGAUUUCUCAACGUCCACCAUCAUCACUUCUGUAUCUGUGGUUCUUGUGCUUCUUCUUAUUGUCCUGUUAUUUGCUGUCGCCUUUCAGAGGAAAAAGAAGACCAGAGCCUCAUCUCCAACCCAACCUGCACAAAGCUCCUCAAACCACAAUGUGGUUCCACAUCCUGAUUAUAUUUAUGACGAGAUUAAAGACAACAUAAGUCUUACUAACACACUUUACUCCACUGCUCUGACUCCCACAAACCCCUCUGAGAUUUAUUCUGAACCUAAAUUACCCACAAUUCACUCUGAUAAUUCACAAGCUGUGUAUACUACAGUAGAUCACCCAUCAGAUCCUCCUGAUCAGGACUUCUACUCCACAGCUCACUUACCCACAAUUCCCUCUGACUCAUCAGUCAGCGCUGCUCCACCAUCAGGUGUGAAAUCCGGUGAAAGUCUAACGUACGCAGCAGUGAGUUUUGACACAGAUUCUAAUGGUGCAGCUCCAGCAGUGAUCUACAAACAUAAGAACAACUCAUGUGAAUAUGAUACUGUUAAUGACGCUGAAUGUGGCUAGUUAGCAUACAACAGAAUGCUAAUCAUCAUGAGUUAUUUGUAAUUUGUUGACCCAUUAUAUUAUUUAUAUGUUUUGUUCUCAUAUCUGUUUGGUCAGAAUGUGUUAAUUAAAUAUUUAGAACAUCGGUUCUGACAAUAGUGCAACAGAUGAAAGAUGGUUCAUCUUUUAUUUUAAUAUAUUUAAAUUUUUCCUUUUUUUUAUUUGCUUUUUAGACUUUUUUUAUUCUUAUUUUAUUUUACGUGUGUGUAUGGCUUCUUUCACUUUUUGCUAGCAGUUACUAUUUUAACAUUAUAUUAAACUGAGAAAAAAUGUGU